This is a messenger RNA of Enhydra lutris kenyoni (northern sea otter), 1745 nucleotides long. RefSeq names its product L-threonine 3-dehydrogenase, mitochondrial. Lineage: Eukaryota; Metazoa; Chordata; Mammalia; Carnivora; Mustelidae. Bases 1 to 1122 code for a protein of 373 amino acids. The transcript is spliced from 8 exons. The record is from RefSeq and is a predicted model, not a curated record. Gene Ontology annotation, molecular function: L-threonine 3-dehydrogenase activity. Gene Ontology annotation, biological process: L-threonine catabolic process.
AUGCUGAUCACUAAGAUGCUGCGGCAGGUUGUGGGCCAGAUGCUGGGGAGCCCAGCCUGUGGCUGCUGGACAGCUGCCCCGCCGCUCCGGUUUCUGGGCACCUCCCCUCGGCAGAUUCCAGCAGAUACCAACUUUCACUCUGCCUCCUUCUCUGGAACAGACCAGCCACGUGUCUUAAUUACAGGGGGUCUUGGCCAGCUUGGAGUAGGGCUUGCUAACCUUUUGAGGAAACGAUUUGGGAAGGACAAUGUGAUUUUGUCUGACAUAAGGAAACCCCCCGAUCACAUCUUCCACAGCGGCCCGUUUAUUUAUUCCGACAUUCUGGAUUAUAAGAAUCUUCGGGAGAUCGUGGUAAACAACCGCAUCACCUGGUUGUUUAAUUAUAGUGCUCUGCUCAGUGCCGUCGGGGAAGCGAACGUGUCCUUGGCCAGGGCCGUCAAUAUCACCGGAUUGCAUAACGUCCUGGAUGUCGCCGCAGAGCACAGUUUGCGAUUGUUUGUGCCUAGCACAAUCGGAGCUUUUGGACCUACUUCUCCCCGGAAUCCAACUCCCGAUCUCUGUGUGCAGAGGCCCAGGACCAUCUACGGGGUGUCCAAGGUCCACGCCGAGCUCAUGGGAGAAUAUUACCAUUACCGGUAUGGGUUAGAUUUCCGAUGCUUGAGAUAUCCUGGAAUUAUUUCAGCGGACUCCCAGCCUGGAGGAGGAACAACUGAUUAUGCAGUCCAGAUCUUCCACGAUGCCCUAAAGAAUGGCAAAUUUGAGUGCAACCUGAAACCCAGCACGAGGCUCCCAAUGAUGUAUAUUGAUGACUGCCUCAGGGCCACUCUGGAAGUCAUGGAGGCCCCGGCAGAGUCCCUCUCCAUAAGGACCUACAAUGUCAAUGCCAUGAGCUUCACCCCUGAGGACCUGGCCCAGGAGGUUCUCAAGCACAUACCAGAAUUCCAGAUCACAUACAACGUGGAUUCUGUUCGACAGGCCAUCGCGGAUAGUUGGCCGAUGAAUUUUGAUGACAGCAAUGCUCGGAAGGACUGGGGGUGGAAACACGAAUUUGAUCUUCCAGAGUUGGUGACAACGAUGUUGAACUUCCAUGGUUCUGAUACUAGAGUUGCCCAUGCUAACUGAGGGAAUUGGAAAGGAGAGCUCACGUGUCCCGGACUGCUGUCCAAGGAAAACCAUAAUGACCCCGAGGAAACUAGAUUAUCUGGAAUGGAAGGACUAAUUGGAUGAGAUUUUGGCAGCUCAUAUUGAACUGCCGGAUUGGAAAAUCAGGUUGGCUUUUGCAUUUUCAAAAUGCUGUAGGCUUGGUGGUAGGACUUCUAAACCUUUGCUGUUUGCCUAAACUUGCCCAAACACACAUAUCACAGAACGAAGACUUCAGUCAGAAUAAUUGCCAUUUCCUUAAUUCAGAUGAAUUAAGCCUUUUGGGGAAGGUGGAUAUAUGUGAUGUUUGUCUUGAAUUAAAUUUAAUUUAAAUAUCACUCCUAAGACUCCAUUAUUCUCGUGACUAGAUACCAAAGAUUACAUUUUAAAGACUAUCAAAGAUGAUCUCCUAAUUUAAAUACUGUCCCAUCAGAACAUAAAUGUUUGCUGUAUAAUCCCAUGUUCAUAAUGAUCAAGAGAUCUUAACAUUUUUUCAAAAAUUAUUACUUCUAAUUUACUUUUCUGUAAAAAGAUAGAAAAUGAAGAAUAUCAAAAACAAUCUGGCCAGUAAUAGGGAGCACCUCUUAUUUGGAUUACCUUCCUGU